This is a messenger RNA of Symphalangus syndactylus (siamang), 4721 nucleotides long. It is a transcript of the gene FAM13C, whose product is annotated as family with sequence similarity 13 member C. The record is from RefSeq and is a predicted model, not a curated record. Lineage: Eukaryota; Metazoa; Chordata; Mammalia; Primates; Hylobatidae.
AUACAACUCUGAUACAAACAUAGGCAGGCAGCAGAGAUCUAUUCACUUAUUAACGGGGAAAACUGUAAGAUGAUGAAGCUGGUUUCAAGAGCAUUUUGAGGAUCUGUGGAUUUACAGGUAUUUAGAAAGAAAGUUUGGUUAAAUGCAAAAUGAUUAUUUGGUUAGAUGCAAAAUUGGUUAUCUUCCUAUAUUGCAAUAAAAUCAUAAACGCUGCGGUUAUCUUUUUCUCUGGACAGGCUGAAUAAAAUGUGCAAGUUACCACGGAACUUCACUGUGGCUGGAAUCUAAUCAAUAGUGAAGAGCAAAGCCAAACACAACUGGAGAAUUAACUAGCCCCUGGGUGGACCUGUUAACCGAUGUCUCAGUUUGACAUUGAAAGGUCAUGCUCUUCCCCAUUAUUUCCAAGUUUUGGUAAAUUUUUUAAUUACCCAAUUAGAAAAAUUAGGAGUUUUUUGUUGUUAUGUUAACUCAUUAACUUAUAUAGGUUUGGACUAAAAACCACUAUCCCAGCUGCUUCUGGGAGUGGGAAGAUUAAAAAGGGGGAUGGGAAUCAUUUCAAAAUUCAAAUUCAAAUAAGAAUCUUUAAUAGAUGCUACCUCUAUAUCCAGGUCAACAUGGCAGGAGAAAUGAACAAUACAAAGAGAGCAGGACAAAUAUCCCCAAGGGAAAGAAGCCAGUGGGGGGACUGACAGUCUUUCCUUUCCCUAACAGGGCUGCCUUUAUUCAAAGGCAUAGCGUUUGCGGAUUCUCCAUCCUUUGUAAAGGUGCUAGCUAGGGAGACGAGCUCAAGCGGGCUGCUCUGGGCAUAGCAAGCCCCACCCCUUGCACGGUGUCCUAAUCACCAGCUAACACCUGGAAUAAAUUCUCCACUCGCCCUGCGUGGGUUCAUUCACAGCUCUAUAGUCCAGGGCUGGGCGCUUCCUCUCUGGGACUGAAAUAAGAGCGCUCUAGACAGAUCAGGUGUGAUGCAGCCAGCCCUGCUUCAGAGCCUAUUCUUUUUCCUAGGCAACAAAAAACAACACACACCCACAAAAUAAAACACCAAACAGCAGCAAUAUCCCCCUCCCCCUUCUUGUUCUCUCCUGACUUUUUCUGAACGAUAGAUUAAUCUCUGCGAGCCUCUAUCCCUGGGGGUGGGGUGGGAGUGUGGGGGGUUGGGGUGAGCUCUGUAAAAUUGGUAGGAGACGUGUGGAAGAAAGCAAGUCUCCCGGGUAUUUCAGCACUUCGGCAGAAACACUGGGGCAUUCUCAUUGCCAGCCUCGGGGGGUGGCUGGCACAAAGAGCCCAAGAUUAAACGCGGCGCCUGGGCUGCCGAGGUCGGGGUCGUGCGGUAACUCUCCGGGUGCUCCUCGCUGGAUCCCGGGGUCCCAGCCCCGCCGCCGCGCCCCGCCCAGCUCUGUCCUCGCAGCCUCGCGGGCUGCCGGGCUUUGUGGUUCGCCCGUGCCGCUGGGCCCCUGCUGGGGGUGUCGUUACGAGCAUGUGCAGACAGCAGCCCAAGCCUUCAGGAUAAUUCCUUCAGCAGCACCGCUGUAACAGAGUGUGACGAAGAUCCAGUCUCUCUACAUGAAGACCAGACUGAUUGCUCCAGUCUCAGAGAUGAAAACAAUAAAGAGAACUACCCCGACGCAGGGGCUCUGGUAGAGGAGCAGGCGCCGCCCUCUUGGGAGCCGCAGCAGCAGAAUGUAGAGGCGACCGUGCUUGUGGACAGCGUAUUGCGACCCAGCAUGGGCAACUUCAAGUCCAGGAAGCCCAAGUCCAUCUUCAAAGCAGAGAGUGGGAGGAGCCACGGAGAAAGUCAGGAGACAGAGCAUGUGGUAUCCAGCCAGUCAGAGUGUCAGGUGAGAGCAGGAACACCAGCUCAUGAGAGUCCACAAAACAAUGCCUUCAAGUGCCAAGAAACAGUGCGACUUCAACCAAGAAUAGACCAGAGGACUGCCAUUUGGCCAAAGGAUGCUUUUGAAACUCGGCAGGACUUAAAUGAGGAAGAAGCUUCUCAGGUGCAUGGAGUCAAGGACCCAGCGCCAGCAUCGACCCAGAGUGUGCUUGCCGAUGAGACAGAUUCUGCAGACCACUCACCAGUCCACAAAGAUGGGCAGAAUGAGGCUGACAGUGCACCAGAAGACCUCCAGUCUGUGGGGACCAGCAGGCUGCUAUAUCACAUCACUGACGGUGACAACCCACUGCUGUCGCCACGAUGCUCCAUCUUCAGCCAAAGCCAGAGAUUCAACUUAGACCCCGAGUCAGCCCCAUCUCCACCCAGCACUCAGCAGUUUAUGAUGGCGCGGAGUUCUUCACGCUGCAGCUGUGGAGAUGGCAAGGAGCCACAGACCAUCACCCAGCUCACCAAGCACAUCCAGAGCCUCAAGCGGAAAAUUCGGAAAUUUGAAGAAAAAUUUGAACAAGAAAAGAAAUACCGGCCUUCACAUGGUGACAAGACUUCUAAUCCUGAAGUCCUGAAAUGGAUGAAUGAUUUGGCUAAAGGUCGUAAACAGCUCAAAGAACUAAAGCUAAAGCUAUCAGAAGAACAAGGGAGUGCUCCCAAAGGUCCACCUAGAAACCUGUCCUGUGAGCAACCCACAGUCCCCAGAGAAAAUGGAAAGCCGGAAGCUGCGGGCCCGGAGCCAAGCUCCUCUGGAGAAGAGGCUCCAGAUGCUGCCUUGACAUGCCUGAAGGAGAGAAGAGAGCAACUUCCUCCCCAGGAGGAUUCUAAGGUAACUAAGCAAGACAAGAACCUCAUAAAGCCGCUUUAUGACCGAUACAGAAUUAUCAAGCAAAUCUUGUCAACACCUUCCCUUAUUCCAACAAUUCAGGAGGAAGAGGACUCUGAUGAAGACCGUCCACAGGGAAGCCAACAACCUUCUUUGCCAGAUCCAGCAUCUCACCUUCCUGUUGGUGACCACCUCACCUACUCUAAUGAGACUGAGCCUGUUAGGGCCCUUUUACCAGAUGAAAAGAAAGAAGUAAAACCACCAGCUCUCUCCAUGUCUAAUUUACAUGAGGCUACCAUGCCUGUACUUCUUGACCAUCUCCGAGAAACUAGGGCUGAUAAGAAGAGACUGCGGAAAGCCUUAAGAGAAUUUGAAGAACAGUUUUUUAAACAAACAGGAAGAAGUCCACAAAAGGAAGAUAGGAUACCAAUGGCAGAUGAGUAUUAUGAAUAUAAGCACAUAAAAGCCAAAUUGAGACUAUUAGAGGUCCUCAUCAGCAAGCAAGAUGUGGCCAAAACUAUUUGAGGUUCAGGAAAUGUUAUGAUCACUUUCACCCAUGAUAUAAAGUUUAUUUUCUUCUGCCAUCCUUGCUAAGUAGUUUUGACACAAUGAAAAUGGAAGCACUUUAGUGGUAGUAUUAGCUGUUUUUAAGAAGGAAUAGCAAGUUUAAUUAUAUACAAGGAGAAGGGAUUUAAACACGGGGAAGAAUACAACAGGUAGCCAUAUAAUUGGGAAAAAAUUCAGUGUCCUCCAUGCCAAGCAGAAAACUCAUAGUCAAUACAAGUAUUUUAAAAAAUGACUAAUAUUUUAUCAAAUCUAAAUAACAUAGCUAGGACACUUGUUAGGGCAAGUUUAUUUAGUAUCCAAAGACUGUUUAUGUUGCUGUAUGGAAAAGAGCAUGAUUUUAAAAAAUCAGAGGAGGAAAAGAAAUUCGCUUUUCAAGUAGGAAGGAAUACAGCUAGCAAGAAAGUAAUUUAUUUGAAACUUCUAAUGGAUUUUUGAGUGAUAAAACAUUUACUACCUUGUCCUUUAAGUCUGCUAGGCUCUCAGUACCCUAAAAUGAACUAGAUUGUGUUGCUAUUUUUUUUAUUUCUCUAUAAAAAUAACACAUUAUUUUAUCUGUUAUUUGAAAUUUUACAUUUCUGGUUACCAAAGUUCAUUCUGAUAGCAUGUACUUUGUGAAUUAUUAUCUUUGUCUAUAACUGACAGAUGUUUAUAUUAAAAUAAAAUAUUGUAUUAAAAAUUUAAUUUAAAAUAGGUAUUUUGGAUAGAUAUGUGUCUGCAGUAUAUAAUCUAAUGUGUCCAUAGUAUUAUUGCUAAUCUUUUGGUUUACUAUAUAAGAUGAUAUAACUAUUUUUUCAUUGGGAAUAUACAUUUUUCUUAAUGUUCCAACAUCUAUACUUACUUUGUAAAGUCAAAACAUUUCCCAUGAGCUGUAGUUAUUCGUCCUUCUGUACAAAAUGAAACGUUUGGAAAUUGUUUGCCCUGAUACCUUGAAAGAGAAGCCAGAAUAUUUAUUUGGUUCAUCAACUUUAGUGUAUAUCAUUUUGUGUUAUUUUAUACUAAAACAUGUUUAUUAUUUUCAUUUUUGUAAAAGGAAGUAAAAGGUCAACAUUUUCUCUCAUGUACCAACCUUGUUUGUAUUUCUAUUUUCUGUAAUGUUUAAGUAUGAUGUUGAAGAAAUUCACAUUCUCUUAUAGUUUGGAUGGGAAGGCUAUUGACUAUUUCAGAAACAGACUUAUUUCAGAGGCUUAUUGUUUUCUCUGUAUUUACCUAAUAUUUUAUAACUUUUAUGAAUCAGAAUAAUGUCCUUCAUAAAUUUGUUUAAUUGAAGUCAUCUACUUGUAACAGGACAGAUACACAACUAUUUGAGGUUUACAAAUUACAUCUUUGAUAAGGGAAAUGGUUUCGUGACAUGUACACAAUCGCUAUUAAAAUGUAACUCUAUAUAUUCUAUAUGAUUGUAAAUAUUUUAUACAACAAUACAAAUAAAAUAUUUUUCUAUUAUAUUUA